Molecule: messenger RNA, 4891 nt
Organism: Trichechus manatus latirostris (Florida manatee)
Lineage: Eukaryota; Metazoa; Chordata; Mammalia; Sirenia; Trichechidae
Gene: MTCL1
Product: microtubule crosslinking factor 1
Exons: 14
Biological process (GO): regulation of autophagy; establishment or maintenance of epithelial cell apical/basal polarity; microtubule bundle formation
Cellular component (GO): lateral plasma membrane; midbody; microtubule bundle
Molecular function (GO): microtubule binding
Source: RefSeq, a predicted model, not a curated record
GUAGGAGUGCAGGCGUUUAGUAUUUAGAGUUGAGGAGUGCGAGUUGGGGGAGAGGGAUACCACCUUGUUUGAUGGUCUUGGCUCAUAAAUCUACUCUGUCUGGCUUGUGUAGGAUGAGCUGGAUGAACUCCGUGCUGAAAUGGAAGAGAUGAGGGAUAGUUACUUAGAAGAAGAUGUGUACCAGCUGCAGGAACUUCGGCGGGAACUGGACCAUGCGAAUAAAAACUGCCGAAUUCUGCAGUACCGUCUCAGGAAAGCCGAGCAGAGGAGCCUGAAGGUGGCCCAGACUGGGGAGGUGGAUGGCGAGCUGAUCCGGAGCCUGGAGCAGGACUUAAAGGUAGCCAAAGACGUCUCUGUCAGGUUGCACCAUGAACUUGAAACUGUCGAGGAAAAGCGUGCUAAAGCCGAAGAUGAAAACGAAACCCUCCGGCAGCAGAUGAUUGAAGUGGAAAUAUCCAAGCAGGCCCUCCAGAACGAGCUGGAGAGGCUGAGAGAGAGUUCCCUGAAAAGGAGAGGCAGUCGGGAAGUGCACAAAGAAAAGAAAACUCUGAACCAGGACGACAGUGCUGAUCUGAAGUGCCAGCUUCAGUUUGCCAAAGAGGAAGCCUCCCUGAUGCGCAGAAAGAUGGCCAAGCUGGGGAGGGAGAAGGACGAGCUGGAGCAGGAGCUGCAGAAGUACAAGGCCCUCUAUGGCGACGUGGACAGCCCGCUCCCAACCGGGGAGGCGGGCGGGCCGCCCAGCACUAGGGAGGCCGAGCUAAAGCUGCGGCUGAAGCUGGUGGAGGAGGAAGCCAACAUCCUGGGCCGCAAGAUCGUCGAACUGGAGGUGGAGAACCGAGGCCUCAAGGCCGAGAUGGAGGCCGCGAGGGGCCAGCAUGAGUGUGUGAGCAGGGACCACCCCUCAAGCAUUCCUACCUCACCCUUCGCCGACUCGGCCGAGUCCUCGUCGGAGCUGCGCCGACACCUCCAGUUUGUGGAGGAGGAAGCGGAGCUGCUCAGGAGGUCCAUCUCCGAGGUGGAGGAACACAACCGGCAGCUGACCCACGAGCUGAGCAAGUUCAAGUUGGAGCCGCGGCCGGAGCCCGACUGGCUGGACGGGGGCGCGGGCCUCCCGCUGCAGGAGGAGCUCAAGGCGGCGCGGCUGCAGGUCAGCGAGCUGAGCGGCAAGGUGCUGAAGCUGCAGUACGAGAACCGCGUGCUGCUGUCCAGCGUGCAGCGCAACGACCUGGCCGCGCACCUGGGGCUGCGCGCCCCGAGCCCCCGGGACAGUGAUGCCGAGAGUGACGUGGGCAAGAAGGAGAGUGACGGGGAGGAAGGCCGACUGCCCCAGCCCAAGAGGGAGGGCCCCAUCGGAGGAGAGAGCGACUCGGAGGAGACCUUCGAGAAGACGUCAGGCUUUGGGAGCGGGAAGGCCUCCGAGGCUAGCGAGUCGUGCCCCACCGCGCUCACGCGGGCCCCAGAGGACUCCGAGUGCCUAGCGAACAUAAAGCAGGAGGCGGAGCGGCUUGGGCGCACGGUGGAGCGCCUCAUUACCGACACCGAUGGCCUGAUCUGCGAGGCCACCGAGCCUGGUGUCCAGGGUGGCUGGGAGGAGCCCGAGCUGCUGGGCACCAUCAACUCCAAGAUGAAGGCUUUCAGGAAGGAGCUGCAGGCCUUCCUGGAGCAGGUGAACCGCAUUGGGGACAGCCUGAGGGAGCACCUGGAAGACCUGGCCCCCUUGCCCCACCUCACUGAGUCUUCUAGCUUCCUGUCCACUGUGACCUCCAUGUCCCGGGACUCCCCCAUUGGGAACCUGGGGAAGGAGCUGGUGGCAGACUUGCAGUACAAACUGAGAGAUCAGAUGGAGUGGCAGCUCGGCCAGGACCACGGGGAGGAACAAGGGGACCUGCGCCUUCGAGACGGCCCAGAGCUGCACCGCAGAGCCGACGGGGAUGCCAGCCGCUGCAGGCCCACAGACAAGAGCUGUCUAAGCCUGGAGGUGACUCAGGGGCCCGUUUUACCUGAACAGAAGGUAUCGGUAGAGGAGCUCCAGGGUUAGCUCAUGCACGUAACCAGACUGCAUCACGGGGAGAGCUUGAGAUGUGCGCACAAGAUCCUUAAGAUGGAGGAGGAACAUCUCUAUGCCUUGAGGUGGAAAGAGCUGGAAGUGCACAGCCUGGCUUUGCAGAACACCCUGCACGCCCAGACCUGGAACGAUGAGAAGAAUCUGAUACAGCAGGAGCUCCGCUUCCUGAAGCAGAACAUCUUCCUCUUCUACGUCAAACUCAGGUGGCUGCUGAAACACUGGCGACAGGGGAAGCGGAUGGAGGAGGAAGGAGAGGACUCAACCGAGGGCGAGCAUCCAGAGAGCCUCCCCGAGCUUGCUGAGCUUGGAGUCCAGGGGGACCACAAGGACGAUGGCCCAGGCGGUGAUGCAGAUGACCGGGGCCUCGGCUUUACGAUAGGGGAGUAUCCCCAGCACUGCCCGGUGGAGAUGGGUGCCCAUGGAUCACGGCUUCAGAGUGCAGACCUGGGACAGCACCACAAACAGGUAAUGGAGAACCGGCAGCUGUUCGGCGCCCUUCGGUCCCUCCUGGAAGACUUCCGUGUGGAGCUGCGGGAAGAUGAGCGGGCACGGCUGCGGCUGCAGCAGGAGUAUGCCAAUGACAAGGCUGCCUGGGACGUGGAGUGGGCCAUGCUCAGGUGCCGCCUGGAACAGCUGGAAGAGAAGACUGAGAAGAACUUGGGGGAACCAGGUCCUUCCACUGACAGCAAAGGGGCGUUUUGGAAGGAGAGGGAAGCACACAAGAAGUUGCUUGCUGACAGUCACGGCCUGGUCAUGGACCUGCGCUGGCAGAUCCAUCACAGCGAGAAGAACUGGAGCCGUGAGAAGGUGGAGCUUCUUGACCGCCUGGACAGAGAUCGGCAGGAGUGGGAACGGCAGAAGAAGGAACUUCUGUGGAGAAUAGAGCAGUUGCAGAAGGAAAACAGUCCCCGGAGAGGCAGCAGUUUCUUCUGUGACCAAAAAGAAGGCAGCGCUCGCCCCUUCCCCCACCAGGGAGGUCUUCGUGUGCCUUGCGCCAUGGGAACGUGGUCCUGCUCUGACGCGGAAUCCGUGCCUUUUGAAGACCGGCCACUCUCCAAGCUGAAGGAGUCGGACAGGUGCACGGCCAGCGAGAACCUCUACCUGGAUGCUCUAUCGCUGGAUGAGGAGCCUGAGGAGCCUCCGCGCCGAAGGCUGGAGCGGAAGUUCAGGCACUGCCUUCCAGAGGAAGAAGAAAAUCACAAGGGAAAUCUUCAAAGGGCCGUGUCCGUGACCUCCAUGUCCGAGUUCCAGCGCCUGAUGGACCUCUCUCCCUUCCUGCCUGACCAGGGCCUGCCUUCUGCAGGUAGCAAGGAGGACACCACCCCUCCCCUGUCUCCCGAUGACCUCAAGUACAUCGAGGAGUUCAACAACAAGGCCUGGGACUACAGCCCCCCCAGGGACUGUGGCGGGGUGGGACCAGGGAGGCCCACAGAUUCGUGGACAGACAGGACCGAGGUGGGACUGGCCGGGGCGGACGUGGUGGCAGACUCGUUCCCAGACUCCUCCUGGUACCUCACCACGAGCGUCACCAUGACCACAGACACGAUGACCCACCCCGAGCACUGCCAGAAGCAGCCGCUGCGCAGCCACGUGGUGGCAGAGAGGUCAGGCUUGCGUGUGCUCCACAGCCCGCCCGCCGUGCGCAGGUUCGAUGGUGUGGUUGCAGCCAUGGGCAGCGAGGAGCAGAGCCCAGGGGAGGCCGAGUUCCUGUUCCCCACAGGCAGAGCCAGAGCGGGCAUAGGGGAAGCCAAGGGGGCCCCGGCAGAGCACAUGUUUGACAGGUGGCCUUGUGACCUCCCCAGACAUCCCCGGGACUAUGGGGAUGGUGGGCUUCGCUCUCGCGAGGGCCCCCUCUGCACCUCCCUGGGGCUUGCCUCCCCGCUGCACAGCCUGGAAAUGUCCAACAACAUGAGCGAUGACAUGAAGGAGGUGGCCUUCUCUGUCAGGAGUGCCAUCUGCCCCGCGGAGCCUCAGGUCAAGGACAUGGCCUGCCAGACCAACGGGUCCCGGACGACCGGGACACAGACCGUCCAGACCCUCAGCGUCGGCCUGCAGACUGAAGCCCUGCGUGGGGGUGUCACCAGCAGUCCGCACAAGUGUCUCACGCCCAAGGCUGGGGGUGGUACCACACCUGUGUCCUCACCUUCCUGCAGUCUGAGGAGCAGGCAGGUGGCCCCCGCCAUUGAGAAGGUGCAGGCCAAGUUUGAACGUACAUGCUGCUCCCCCAAGUAUGGCUCCCCCAAGCUGCAGAGGAAACCCCUCCCCAAAGCUGACCAGCCAAAUAACAGGACCUCGGCAGGGACGCCCCAGAAGGGCUGCAGCGAGUCAGCCUGGGCACGCUCCACCACCACAAGGGAGAGCCCCGUGCACACGACCAUCAAUGACGGCCUCUCCAGCCUCUUCAACAUCAUCGACCACAGCCCCCUGGGGCAGGACCCCUUCCAGAAGGGGGUGCGGGCUGGGAACCCGUCCCGCUCGGCAGAACCCCGACCAGAGCUGGGCCUGGGCCAGGAAACAGGCACCAGUUCUCGGGGACGGUCACCCAGCCCCCUGGGGGUUGGAGCUGAGACAUUCAGGGAGGAAGGGGGAGAGGGCACGCCAGUGAGGCAGGACCUGUCCGCUCCCCCUGGCCACACACUCACAGAGAACGCCACCCGCAUCCUCCACAAGAAGCUGUGGGAGCACGCCUUAAAAGAGGAGAGGAGGCAGGCCGCCCCCAGCCCCCCGAGUCUGAGCGGUGACGGCCACGCGGGGGAGAUGGGCAAAGCGGAACCAGGGUCCAUCGAGAACCAAACUGUCUUACUAACUGCCCCCUGGGGACUCUAG